AUGGACCACUACGGAAUACUAGUAGGAGCACUAGUGCUUGGGAGAUCUGCACUGUCCUGCUCGAGUGAUGAUCGGAGGUGUCAGCGUCAGCGUCAGCGACAGGAGCGGAGAAAGAAGAAGAACCUUGAUGGUGACAUGAAACGAGCUUCAAAGGGUAGUGUCGGCCAGAACCUUCCUCGUGAGGGUGACAGUACCUAG
Messenger RNA from Penicillium manginii, 198 nucleotides. RefSeq lists its product as uncharacterized. The coding region runs from base 1 to 198 and encodes 65 amino acids. The record is from RefSeq and is a predicted model, not a curated record. The transcript has a single exon. NCBI's taxonomy places the organism in Eukaryota, Fungi, Ascomycota, Eurotiomycetes, Eurotiales, Aspergillaceae.